AUGAGGAAGCUAGGUGCACCGAGUGAGAAACAAACAAAAACUAAACUCGUAGGAAAACGUGCUACCAUUCAGAAAGCGAACAGAAGCCUAACCAGGAGUCCAGAUGGGGAAGAAGACAUCAAUAUCCCUGCUCAGUGCCCAGUUGGUUCUUCUGCUGAUGAGCAGGUAGCUGCAACUGAUGAAGCUGAUUUUAAGGCGUCAACUUUUUUUUCAUCAUCCAGAAAUUGUAUUGUUUUGGUUGCUUAA
This is a messenger RNA of Prunus armeniaca (apricot), 246 nucleotides long. The record is from the annotation of a GenBank genome assembly. Lineage: Eukaryota; Viridiplantae; Streptophyta; Magnoliopsida; Rosales; Rosaceae.